Abrus precatorius (Indian licorice) is the source of this 1486-nucleotide messenger RNA. RefSeq names its product ras-related protein RABC1-like. Lineage: Eukaryota; Viridiplantae; Streptophyta; Magnoliopsida; Fabales; Fabaceae. The transcript is spliced from 7 exons. The record is from RefSeq and is a predicted model, not a curated record. Gene Ontology annotation, molecular function: GTP binding; GTPase activity. Bases 463 to 1086 code for a protein of 207 amino acids.
UGCAAUGAUAGUGUAGUUAUCAGUUUGAACCGUUGAUAGAAGAAAAUGGCUGUCUCGUGCGGCCAUUGAGGCAAAUCAAUAUUUUAUAGUUAUACUUGUAUCUAUUUCUAACACACUAUUUUUUUUUUAGUUUUUUUUGUCAAAUCAUCAAUUUAUUAGUAUGAUUUUUUUUUCUUUUGAUUACUUUGUAUGAAUUUUUUUCAUCGAUUAUCAUUUUAAUAUGUUUGUUUUAGUAUUUGUUACUGCAACAAGGUUCGGGUGACAAAAUUAAAUCUCGCGAUAAUGAUUAGAAAUAUUUCAGAGCUGAAGGGAAAGAAAAAAAGGAAAAAGAAAAAACGUGGAACGGCGACCUGGUAAUUCGGACCCGGUUCCGUUUUAUUUUCGUUGCUAAUAUUUCAUUCUGAAUUUCAUCUCCUACCAGCUCCUCUAGGAUUUGAUUCUAUUAAUUAUUAGUUGAUUGCGAUGGAUUCGAGUUCGAGCCAGGAAUUUGAUUAUUCGUUUAAGUUGUUGCUGAUUGGGGAUUCCGGUGUUGGCAAGAGUAGUCUCCUCCUAUGUUUUACCUCCAAUGAAUUUGAAGAUCUUGCUCCCACAAUUGGUGUUGAUUUUAAGGUCAAGUAUUUGAUGAUGGAUGGUAAAAAGCUGAAGCUUGCUAUUUGGGAUACAGCUGGUCAGGAGAGAUUCAGAACAUUGACAAGUUCUUACUACCGAGGUGCACAAGGCAUCAUUAUGGUUUAUGAUGUCACUCGGCGGGAAACAUUUACGGAUCUCUCUGAAGUAUGGGCAAAGGAAAUUGACCUUUAUUCAACAAAUCCGGAAUGCAUCAAAAUGCUUGUCGGAAACAAAGUGGAUAAGGACAGUGAUAGAGCCGUGACAAAGAAAGAGGGAAUAGACUUUGCCAGGGAAUAUGGUUGCCUAUUUAUUGAAUGUAGUGCUAAAACUCGAGUUAACGUACAACAAUGCUUUGAAGAGCUUGUUCUGAAGAUUCUGGAUACACCUAGCCUCUUAGCUGAGGGCUCUAAGGGCCUUAAAAAGAACAUUUUCAAGGACAAGCCACCCAAGUCCGAUGCCACAAGUAGUUGUUGCUGAUAUUAAGAGGCUAGCUAUUAAACACCGCUUAACUGCAUAUGAAGAUCUCCAAGAGAAGGGCGUUGAAUCCAUUUCCAGAAUCAGAAUUCUAACACAAGUUUAUUAGUUAUUUAGCAGCAUUCGAAGCCAGAAAAGAAUGUUCCUGAUUUGCCUUGAAUAUUAUGUGAUGGUGACGGUUAUCUGUUUUCUUUCUUUUUUUGGGUUUUAUUGUUUAUCAUUGAGUCACAUUUAAUUUCAUAUAUAUAGACGUGCAAGAAGCAUCCAAUGGAAACCAGUUCAAAUUGUAUAUAACGUCUAGACAAUGGUGUCGCCCUAACUUUUGAUCGGUCUGAAAGAGCAAUCUGAGACUACUAGUACGAAAGACAGCUAAUAAGAUUCAAUUUUAUUGGAUAAGCUUGCU